GGCAGCCGUCAACUUGGCCAUGGGCUGAUGGGUCUGAGGAAGCCUCAGCAGGGUGGCUUGUCCCUGCUUGCCAUGGCUUCUCCUCUUGCAGCAGGCUGGCCCCAGCUCACUCUUGCGGUGGUGGCAGGGAUGCUAGAGAGAGAGGACAUGCAGGCUCUUGAAGCCCUGCCUCAGAGCUGUGGUGCCAUCACUGUGUCCCCUCUGCACAGGCCAGCCCCUCAACAGGGGAGGAGCUGCAGAGCCACUGCAGAGCAUGCGACACAGCGAGGGGAGAACUGGCCCUUUCUGCAGACAAUCUGUCAUAUCUGUGGUCAGCAACUUGUAGAGAAAAGGAGAAAAGUCACUGGGACAGGGAGGAGAUGCUGGAGCACUUGAGGCAGACUGAAGCUGUGCAGGAACUCCGCCAGGAAGUGACGCUUCGUGACUGGCGUGAUGUGGCACCUGGUCAUGUUGCCAUCAACAAUGACGGUCAGCUGGAUCUGAGGAGAGAAGAGUCACUUUCUCCAGUGAACUCACAAAAAAUCACCCUGCUGCUGCAGUCCCCGGCGGUCAAGUUCAUCACCAACCCCGAGUUCUUCACUGUGCUGCAUGCCAAUUAU
Molecule: messenger RNA, 599 nt
Organism: Galeopterus variegatus (Sunda flying lemur)
Lineage: Eukaryota; Metazoa; Chordata; Mammalia; Dermoptera; Cynocephalidae
Product: E3 ubiquitin-protein ligase HECW1-like
Exons: 2
Source: RefSeq, a predicted model, not a curated record